CUCUCUACUCUAUCUCGGGAUCUUUCCGUCGGGCCGAGCCGAUGAUAUAAGGAUAAGUUUGUCCAAGUCUGUACCACAACCCAACAACUCAAUAAGAACAAUGGAAUACAUUCGCAUCACUGCUGGCCCCUAUGAAUUCCGCGCUGUCUUUGAGAAUGCCGCCCCCAAAACGGUCGCUGUCUUUCGCUCCCUCCUCCCCUACCGCCAGAAGCUGAUUCACGUCCGCUGGAGUGGCGAGGGGCUCUGGAUCCCACUCGGGGAGACCGACUUUGGCCUCGGCUGGGAGAACCACACGGCGCAUCCGUCGGCAGGGCAGAUUCUGCUGUACCCGGGCGGCAUCUCCGAGACCGAGAUCCUCUUCUGUUACGGGGGGGUGUCUUUUGCCAGUAAAAUGGGCUCUCUGGCUGCCAACCACUUCCUGACUAUUGUCGAGGGCACUGAGAAUCUGCGAGCCUUGGGCGAGCUGGUUUUAUGGAAGGGGGCUCAAGAUGUUGUUUUUGAGGUACGUUAGGAUUGAAUACAAGAAAGAAAGCAAGCUAUAGCUGGCUACUCCCACUCCACCAUCGGCCACUCGAAUCCUCCCUCGUUGACCAGAUCCAGAACAGCCUGUAGCGCCAGUUCGUCGACUUCACUCUCGUCCGGCGCCAGCACCAACGCCGUGGCAUCACGGAC
Penicilliopsis zonata CBS 506.65 is the source of this 672-nucleotide messenger RNA. RefSeq lists its product as hypothetical. The transcript is spliced from 2 exons. NCBI's taxonomy places the organism in Eukaryota, Fungi, Ascomycota, Eurotiomycetes, Eurotiales, Aspergillaceae. The record is from RefSeq and is a predicted model, not a curated record. Bases 101 to 511 code for a protein of 136 amino acids.